Messenger RNA from Solea senegalensis (Senegalese sole), 1473 nucleotides. It is a transcript of the gene etfa, whose product is annotated as electron transfer flavoprotein subunit alpha. The coding region runs from base 93 to 1094 and encodes 333 amino acids. Gene Ontology annotation, molecular function: flavin adenine dinucleotide binding; electron transfer activity. The record is from RefSeq and is a predicted model, not a curated record. Gene Ontology annotation, cellular component: mitochondrion. The transcript is spliced from 12 exons. NCBI's taxonomy places the organism in Eukaryota, Metazoa, Chordata, Actinopteri, Pleuronectiformes, Soleidae.
GAAGAGCGCACACGUCAGGUGACCUUUGGCACAGUUGUGUGUCUUUAGCAGCAGCAGCAGCAUUGUUUGCAGACCAGACACACGAACCCAACAUGAACAGAGCUUUGAACAAAACGAGUCUGAAACGUUUGACUGGUUUCCUGCAAAGGUUUCAAAGCACCUUGGUGGUUGCAGAGCACAACAAUGACAACCUGACGCCUAUUACACUGAACGCCAUCACUGCUGCCAGUAAACUGGGUGGAGAGGUGUCUUGUCUGGUUGCGGGAACAAACUGUGCAAAGGUUGCAGAGCAAAUUAGCAAAGUACAGGGUGUGAAGAAGGUUCUGGUGGCUCAACAUGAGUCCUAUAAAGGUGCCCUACCAGAGGAGUUGACUUCACUUAUCUUGGCAACACAGAAACAAUUCACUUUCACCCACAUCUGUGCCGGUGCAUCAGCCUUUGGAAAGAACUUGCUUCCAAGAGUAGCUGCCAAGUUGGAUGUAGCGCCAAUUUCAGAUAUUAUCGAGAUCAAGUCUCCAGACACUUUUGUCAGAACCAUUUAUGCAGGAAAUGCUCUCAGCACUGUGAAAUGUAAUGAACCAGUCAAGGUCUUCACUGUCAGGGGGACUUCCUUUGAGGCAGCUUCCACAGAAGGAGGGAGUGCCACAUCAGAAGACGUGGCUGGUACUUCACCCGCUGGAGUUUCUGAGUGGCUGGAGCAGUCUUUGUCAAAGAGUGACCGUCCAGAGCUGACAAGUGCUAAAGUUGUAGUGUCAGGAGGAAGAGGCCUGAAGAGUGGUGACAACUUCAAGCUGCUUUAUGACCUUGCUGACAAACUGAACGCUGCAGUUGGUGCAUCCAGAGCUGCUGUGGAUGCUGGUUAUGUCCCAAACGACAUGCAGGUUGGACAGACUGGCAAAAUUGUAGCACCGGAGCUGUACAUUGCUGUCGGUAUCUCUGGAGCCAUUCAACACUUGGCAGGAAUGAAAGACAGCAAGACUAUUGUUGCUAUCAACAAAGACCCCGAGGCUCCCAUUUUCCAGGUGGCUGACUAUGGCUUGGUAGCUGAUCUUUUCAAGGCUGUUCCCGAGAUGAUUGAAUCUUUGGGCAAGUGAGAGAAACCUUGUGAAGCUCCACUGCAUGUCGGUAAGAGCGACCUGUGAGAGCCCGUGUGGAGAAGUAAUUACGUCACCAUCUUGUGGACAGCAGAAGGCUCUCACAAUUGAAAUAAAUGCCAGUUUUUAUGAAUAGUGUACAAGCAUUAAUCGUCGAUGAAUACCUUUGUACUUACCUUUGUGCCUCCUGUAGCACGCCAGGGUUGUAACUUGUAUUUUAUAUCAAGGUACAGCAAAAGACAUCUUUGGGAAAAGCUUACCUUGUGUUCAGACUUGUGACUCUCACGUACAGUAGUUGGCUGCAAGAUGGAGCUGUUCAUGUAACCCAAGAGGAUGUAAUUAUUGAGGUGCUCUUGAAAUAAAACCAUUAAAUCCACAA